UAAUUAAUUAACUGUUUAGAAACAUAAUUUUGGAUACCUAAUUUGCACAAUGCUAUACUGAUGUUUAUAUCAAAUAAUUGAAAUAAAAAAUUGUUUAGAGGUACCUACUAAGUUUAUGUCAAACAUCAAAUAGAUAAGCUUUAAUCUGAGCAAAAUAUAUCGAGAAAAAAAUCGUGGUUUCAGUUAAUUAGAUAUCUUAAUAAUUAUCCUUACUUUUAUGCAAGGAUUUUGUAUAUAAUUUCACAUCUAUUAAAUUGAAAAAUCAAAUAUCUGAUAAAAUCUUUAAUAAAAUGUGUACUUGUAAGUUGUAUUUAUAGUUUAUAUUUGAUACCUUAAAACUUAACCUUUAAAAAUGAAUAGUAGUAGAUUAAUCAAAAACAGUUGAAUUUAAUUUCAUGAGUUAUAUUUUUAUAAUAUGUUUGUUCCAGUCAAAUUUACUGUAACGGAACAUUUUUACAUACCGUACAGAUGUCAGAAAUAUACGAAGACUCCAAGACUUUUGUCGAUAUGAGAGCUAAAUGUCCUGCUGAAAUAAUUACAAAUUUUACCGAAAGUGAAGAGUGGUUAAAUAAACCAACCAAAGAUACAUUGAAAAAUUUUAUAGCACGAUGUUUUGAAGAUGUAGGUUCGGAAUUAAAAGAUUGGGUUCCUGCAGAUUGGAAAUCUGAACCAAUAUUUCUUAAAAGCAUUACCGAUACAAAUUUAAGUAAUUGGGCGUAUGAAAUAAAUUUUAAAUGGAAAGAACUAGGUAGAACAAUCAAAGAUGAAGUACGUUUAAAUCCCAAUAACUAUUCUAUAAUUAAUGUCCCAAAUCCUUUUGUGAUACCGGGUGGUAGGUUUCGCGAAAUUUACUAUUGGGAUUCUUUCUGGAUAAUUAGAGGAUUGUUAAUAUGCGAAAUGAAUGUUACGGCAAAAGGGAUGAUAGAUAAUUACAUCUCGAUGAUUAAAACAUUUGGGCACAUUCCCAAUGGGGGGAGGAUUUACUACAGCAAACGAUCUCAACCUCCCAUGAUAAUACCUAUGAUGAAAAGUUACGUAGAUGCGACAAAUGAUAGGCAAUUUUUAAAUGAUAACAUCAAUGUACUGGAAAUUGAGUUCCAAUAUUGGAUAACAAAGCACAACGUGACAAUAAAUAAAAAUGGAAAAAACUACACACUAGCAGUUUAUAAGGAUUAUACAACAGGACCAAGGCCCGAAUCAUUCAGGGAAGACAUUACGCUAGCAGAAAACCUUACAACCAAUGUUGAAAAAGAAAAUUUGUACUCCGAGAUAAAGGCCGCUGCGGAAUCUGGCUGGGAUUUUUCGAGCCGUUGGUUCAUAUUAAAUGGAACAAAUGAAGGAAACCUGUCAGAUACAAAAACUAGGUCUAUCGUCCCGGUAGAGUUAAACGCGUUAAUUUAUUGGAAUGCCAAAAUAUUGAGUGAUUUCUACAGGGAGAUGAAUAACACCAUCAAGGCAUCGAUAUAUGAAAAUGUUUCUUUAGAAUGGGAAGAAGCAGUAACCGCUGUUUUAUGGGAUGAGAAAGUCGGUGCUUGGCUAGACUUUGACAUAAUUAAUAAUAAAAAACGCAAUUAUUUCCAUCCUACAAAUAUAUCACCAUUGUGGACUGGAUGUUAUGCAAAAAAUAAUACAGAAUACAUUGUAUCAAGGGUAAUUGACUAUUUAAACAAAACAGAAAUACUGGGGACUCCUGGGGGUAUACCGACUAGUUUCAAGAAAACCAAACAACAAUGGGAUGAUCCUAACGCAUGGGCUCCGCUACAGUACAUUACAGUUAUGGCUUUGGAAGGCACCGGUAAUGCAGUUGCACAACAAAUGGCAUCAAAAAUCGCUUCUAAGUGGUUGUGCACGAACUUCGUGCCGUAUUAUAACGAAAGUAAAAUGUUUGAAAAAGUAAGUCCGAUUUUAUGAUAUAACUGAAUAAAACAAUUUAUCGGGUAGUAAGGGGAUACUAUGCAGUGUAAAAAAUAUUAUUUUAAUUCAUUAUAAAUUUACAUUUCAUUAAUCCGUUUUUGACUAUCAAUUUAUAUUUAUAAUUCACAACGAUCAUAACCAUUAUAGGGGUAUGAUAAUUUGAGAAAAAUGCUUAAAGGUACUAAAAAAAUGUGUGCACAAACUUAUCGAUUGGUGUGCAGGACAGUAAUUGAAAAUGGUUUAGGUGGUUUAACUCAUAGGCAGGUUUCACGUGAAUUGUAGACUGCAUUGACUGCGUUGACAGAGCAAAAAAAAACCUGUGGGGGUUGUAACACACAAAAUCUCCCCCCCCCCAACUUUUAUAUACCUUUUACCCUGUAAGUGAGUUAGUGGGGUAACUUUUAUAAUUAUUUUAAAUCACUUAAUGCAGUAAAAGCCUAUGUGUGUAGUAAAUUGAAAAAUAUUUAAAUAUUUUUGUAUGUAAUCAUCAUCAAUUAGAAUAUAAUUUAUGUAACG
This is a messenger RNA of Acyrthosiphon pisum (pea aphid), 2430 nucleotides long. RefSeq names its product trehalase-like. Gene Ontology annotation, molecular function: alpha,alpha-trehalase activity. The record is from RefSeq and is a predicted model, not a curated record. Bases 469 to 1911 code for a protein of 480 amino acids. NCBI's taxonomy places the organism in Eukaryota, Metazoa, Arthropoda, Insecta, Hemiptera, Aphididae. Gene Ontology annotation, biological process: trehalose catabolic process. The transcript is spliced from 3 exons.